Messenger RNA from Aaosphaeria arxii CBS 175.79, 1797 nucleotides. RefSeq names its product tetrapyrrole biosynthesis, porphobilinogen synthase. The record is from RefSeq and is a predicted model, not a curated record. Gene Ontology annotation, biological process: heme biosynthetic process. Bases 377 to 1489 code for a protein of 370 amino acids. Gene Ontology annotation, molecular function: porphobilinogen synthase activity; zinc ion binding. Gene Ontology annotation, cellular component: cytosol. The transcript has 2 exons. Lineage: Eukaryota; Fungi; Ascomycota; Dothideomycetes; Pleosporales.
UGCGCUUCUUCAGGAGAAUAGAUGGACUCAAAAUCAUAUCCAUAAGUUGGUCGUUUACCUUCUGGAUGUCCCGGCUGUGACCACAAUCAUAAUAGAUCCGAUUGGAAACGCCUUUGAAGCCGUCGGCUGCCGACCUUGGAGACUACGCCUCAUGAUCCCUGCAUUCGCUGGAGUAGUUACCCACCUUUAGGGUUCGACCCGCCACUUGAGCUCUUUUUUCCAUUUAAUCAGUCCAGACAAUUACAAAACGCCUGCCAUCGCACUCCCUCCAUACUUCCCACAUCCUUUAUAAACUCUCCCAAUCCUCCUACAUCUUCCUCCCCACCUAUAACCCUCUCAAUCACCCCCUCGACCUCGAUCCUAACCCACCGCCGCCAUGUCUUUCUCUUCCCUCGUUUCAGAGAUCGCCUACCGGAACUCGGAACGGGACGACAUGCGCUCACAGGUCUCGAAGGCACGCUCAUACGCCAGCACCGCUGCCACCAGUGUGAGCAUUUCGGGAGACAUUGGCAGUCAACUGCAUGGAGGUUACAGCCAUCCUCUCUCGCGAGCAUGGCAGGCCGAGCGACAGCUGACAAAGUCCAUGUUGAUCUACCCUCUCUUCGUCUCAGAUCAGCCAGAUGAGGAAACUCUGAUCCCUUCCCUCCCCAAUCAGUACCGCCGUGGUCUGAACAAACUCGUUCCAUACCUUACUCCCCUCGUCGCAAAGGGCCUCAAGUCGGUUAUACUAUUCGGUGUACCAAUCGCACCCGGUGCGAAGGAUGCCCUGGGUACUAACGCAGACGACCCGAAGGGACCGGUCAUCAAGUCCAUUCGUCUCCUCCGCCGCCAUUUCCCAGACCUCUUCAUCGUUGCCGACGUGUGUCUUUGCGAGUAUACUUCACAUGGCCACUGUGGAAUCCUCCGAGAGGAUGGCAGCUUGAACAAUGCUCUUUCCGUAGACCGAAUCAGCGACGUCGCAAUGGCAUAUGCCCAGGCCGGCGCACACUGCGUGGCCCCGUCGGACAUGAACGAUGGCCGUAUCCGUGCCAUCAAGCUGAAGCUCAUCGAGGGCGGAAUUGCACACCAGGUUCUCCUGAUGUCCUACUCUGCGAAGUUUUCCGGGUGCUUGUACGGCCCAUUCCGUGACGCGGCUGGAUCGUGUCCAUCCUUCGGUGACAGGCGCUGCUACCAACUCCCUCCCGGCGGACGUGGUCUCGCUCGACGAGCCAUCACCCGAGAUAUCGCCGAGGGAGCGGACAUCAUUAUGGUUAAGCCUGCAAGUCAGUAUCUUGAUAUCAUUAGCGAUGCCAAAGAAAUUGGUAAAGACAUGCCAGUCGCUGCUUACCAGGUUUCAGGCGAAUACGCCAUGAUUCACGCAGCUGCUGCAGCGGGUGUGUUCGACCUGAGGCAGAUGGCAGAAGAAGCCACGCAGGGUAUCCUUCGCGCUGGCGCCACCAUCGUGGUGAGCUACUUCACCCCCGAGUUCCUGGACUGGUUGAACAACUAAGCGGAGUUGUAUCAUUCUUUGGUCGUUUCCAUUUUCUCUUCCUGGCGUUGGAUCUCCUAAAAUCUCCUCUUCUGUGCUCUUCUCUUUUCGUUCGCGAUGUUUUAAAAGGAUACCUAGGCGUGAUUUGCAUUGUUAUGGAUUCCAUCUGUUCAUGCGACGUGAAAAGUCAGACAGAUCUUACGCGUACAUACACAUAUAUCUAUGGUGAUGACGGAGCGGAACACAUUUUAGACAUCCGUUCCGAUUUACAUGCUAUAUUCAGCUAGCUUCCACCCUACAUUGAGAUAUAAUGACAAUUUUCAUGACAC